Molecule: messenger RNA, 8206 nt
Organism: Empidonax traillii (willow flycatcher)
Lineage: Eukaryota; Metazoa; Chordata; Aves; Passeriformes; Tyrannidae
Gene: DIAPH2
Product: diaphanous related formin 2
Exons: 28
Coding region: 1-3690 (1229 amino acids)
Biological process (GO): actin cytoskeleton organization; actin filament polymerization
Cellular component (GO): cytoplasm; actin filament
Molecular function (GO): small GTPase binding; microtubule binding; actin binding
Source: RefSeq, a predicted model, not a curated record
AUGGACGGGCAGGCGGCUCCGGGCGCGGGCGGCGGCGGCGAGGAGCCGCCGGGCUCCGGCAGGAUGAACCCGAAGCGAGGCGGGCGCGCCGCGGAAGAGGAGAGCCGGAACAAGCCCAAGCUGAAUAUUCAAAUAAAAACUUUGGCAGAUGAUGUGCGUGACAGGAUUACAAGCUUCAGGAGAUCAGCAGUGAAAAAAGAGAAGCCUCUUAUUCAGCAUCCUAUUGACUCCCAGCCUUCCAUUAGUGAGAUCCCCCAUGCCCAGGCUCUUGCUGAUGAGCGCUGCAUGAACUUAUCAGAAAAAGAAGUGAUGGAUCUCUUUGAAAAAAUGAUGGAAGACAUGAACCUAAAUGAGGAACGUAAAGCUCCUUUAAGAGAUAAAGACUUGAGCACAAAACGGGAGAUGGUUGUCCAGUACAUUUCUGCAACUGCCAAAUCCAUAGUCGGAAGUAAAGUUCCGGGUGGACUGAAAAACAGCAAACAUGAAUGCACACUGUCCUCACAAGAAUAUAUCCAUGAACUGCGAUCUGGAAUUUCAGAUGAAAAACUUCUUAAUUGCCUGGAGUCUUUGAGAGUGUCUCUAACCAGCAAUCCAGUCAGCUGGGUUAACAAUUUUGGACAUGAAGGGCUUGGGCUUCUGUUGGAUGCAUUGGAAAAGCUUCUGGACAAGAAACAGCAAGAAAGUAUUGAUAAGAAGAAUCAACACAAACUUAUCCAGUGCCUCAGAGCAUUUAUGAACAAUAAAUACGGUUUGCAAAGGAUUUUAGGAGAUCAAAGAGGUCUAUUGCUGUUAUCAAGAGCAAUUGAUCCAAAGCAACCACACAUGAUGACUGAAACAGUGAAAAUACUUUCUGCCAUCUGCAUUGUUGGAGAGGAAAACAUUCUGGACAAGCUUUUAGCUGCUAUAACAACUGCUGCUGAAAGGAACAAUAGGGAAGAACGUUUUUCUCAGAUUGUUGAAGGACUGGAGAACCAUGAAUUCAUACAGCUGCAGAUAGCUUGUAUGCAGCUCAUCAAUGCCCUUGUUACGUCUCCAGAAGAUCUGGAUUUCAGGAUACACUUGAGAAAUGAGUUUUUACGUUGUGGCCUGAAGAAAAUAUUACCUGCCUUGAAAGAUAAGGAAAAUGAUGAGCUUGAUAUUCAGCUGAGAGUGUUUGAUGAGAACAAAGAUGAAGACCACUUUGAACUGUCACACCGUCUCAGUGAUAUCAAAGCUGAAAUGGACGAUGUGAGUGAAGUAUUUCAUCUGCUGUAUAACUUGGUCAAAGACACUUCUUCUGAAAAUUACUUCUUGUCAAUUCUCCAACACUUCCUUCUCAUCAGGAAUGAUUACUAUAUCAGACCUCAGUAUUACAAGAUCAUAGAAGAAUGUGUGUCCCAGAUCGUGUUGCACUGCAGUGGCAUGGACCCAGAUUUUAAAUAUCGGGGAAGGUUGGACGUGAAUUUUACCCAUCUUGUUGAUGCAUGUGUGGACAAAGCUAAAGUAGAAGAGAGUGAAAAGAAAGCAGCAGAAUUUUCCAGAAAGUUUGAUGAAGAGUUCACAGCUCGACAAGAGGCACAAGUGGAGCUUCAGAAACGAGAAGAGAAAAUCAAAGAACUCGAAACAGAAAUCAAACAGCUACAAACCCAGGGUCCAGUCCUGACAGGUCAACUGGCAGAAGGACCAACAUUACCUGCCACCCUGCCAAGCGAGAACGCAUCACCAUCUCCAGCGCCUCCACUGCCUGGUGGAGCAAUUCCGCCUCCUCCUCCGCUGCCUGGGGGAGCAGCAAUUCCUCCUCCUCCUCCGCUGCCUGGGGGAGCAGCAAUUCCUCCUCCGCCUCCCCUACCUGGUGGAGCAGCAAUUCCUCCUCCGCCUCCCCUACCUGGUGGAACAGCAAUUCCUCCUCCUCCUCCCCUUCCUGGGGGAUCAGCAAUUCCUCCUCCUCCUCCCCUUCCUGGGGGAUCAGCAAUUCCUCCUCCUCCUCCCCUCCCUGGUGGAGCAGCAAUUCCUCCUCCUCCUCCACUUCCUGGUGGAGCAGCGAUUCCUCCACCUCCUCCUCUGCCCGGUGGAGCGGUACCUCCACCUCCUCCUCUGCCCGGUGGAGCGGUACCACCACCUCCUCCUCUGCCUGGUGGAGCGGUACCUCCGCCACCUCCACUCCCUGGAGGAGGAGUCCCUCCUCCUCCACCACCGCCUUUUGGUGGGCCUCCAAUGCCACCACCCCUUGGAGGUGUUCCCUUUGCUCCCUUUCCGGUGGCACCAGCGUUACCCCACGGGAUGAAGGAGAAGAAGAAGUAUCAGCUGGAAGUCUCCAUGAAGAGAAUCAACUGGUCAAAGAUUGAGCCUCAAGAGAUAGGAGAAAACAGCUUUUGGGUAAAAGCUGAAGAAGAUAAAUUUGAAAACCCGGAGCUGUUUGCAAAAUUGGCGCUUACCUUUGGAACCCAAAUGAAAGCCAAGAAACCGGUAGAAGAAUCGGAAGAAAAGAAAGCAGCACAGUCAAAGAAAAAGAUCAAAGAAUUAAGAGUUUUGGAUGGAAAAUCCGCACAAAAUUUAUCAAUAUUUUUGGGUUCUUUCCGUUUGCCUUAUGAAGAAAUAAAGAAUAUCAUUUUAGAGGUUGAUGAAGAGAAGCUGAGUGAAUCCUUGAUUCAGAACCUAGUGAAGAAUCUUCCUGAGCAGAAGGAACUCAAUGCCUUAGCUGAAUUAAAGGAUGAAUAUAAUGAUCUUGCUGAGCCAGAACAGUUUGGAGUUGUGAUGAGCUCAGUGAAGAUGCUGCGGCCGCGUCUCAAUGGGAUCCUAUUCCGGCUCAUGUUUGAGGAGCACGUGAACAACAUCAAACCUGACAUCAUGGCAGUGACAAUGGCUUGUGAGGAGCUGAAGAAAAGUGAAAGCUUCAGUAAGCUGUUGGAGUUGGUGCUGUUCCUUGGAAACUACAUGAACUCUGGCUCCAGAAACGCACAAUCCCUUGGCUUCAACAUCAGUUUUCUUUGCAAGAUUCGAGAUACUAAAUCAUCAGAUCAGAAAACAACCUUGUUGCAUUUUCUGGCAGAAAUCUGUGAGGAAAAUUACAGGGACAUCUUAAAAUUUCCAGAUGAAUUACAGCAUGUUGAGAGUGCAAGUAAAGUUUCAGCCCAGACUCUGAAGAGCAACCUUGAUUCCAUGAACCAGCAGAUCCAGCGGCUAGAAAAUGACAUUAAGAAUUUCCCUAAAACACAAGAUGAAAAUGAUAAGUUUGUAGAGAAGAUGAGCAGCUUUGCUGAGAGUGCUCGAGAGCAAUAUGAGAAAUUGUCCAACAUGCACAACAAUAUGACUAAAUUGUAUGAAAAUUUGGGAGAAUACUUUACCUUUGAUCCCAAAGCAAUAAGCAUAGAAGAAUUCUUUGGUGAUCUGAGCAACUUCAGAACUCUAUUUUUGGAGGCAUUAAAAGAAAACAACAAAAGAAGAGAAUUGGAGGAGAAAACGAAGAGAGCCAAACUGGCGAAGGAGAAGGCUGAGCGAGAGAGGCUGGAGCGACAGAAGAAGAAGCAGCAGUUGAUUGAUAUGAACAAAGAGGGUGAUGAGACAGGAGUGAUGGACAGCCUGCUGGAGGCCUUGCAGUCAGGAGCAGCGUUCAGAGAUCGCAGGAAACGAACACCAAGACCACAAGAUAACAAACGAGUAACUUUGGAAAGGUCUCGUUCUCGCCACAAUGGAGCAAUUGCAGCUGUAUGAUUCUUCUGAUGCCAAAGAAUUAAUGAAUUGUUUUAUUUACAAUUAAAUGGAUAUACUUUGGAAAGAGUUUAUGAUAUGAAUUGGCAAUGAUCGUAAAGGAAUACUGGUAUUGAUUAAAUGAGAUGGUGUAAAAAUAUGUAAUUUUAAAGCUGUUGCUAAAUAAUCCACAUACUGUAUCUUAUUACCCCAACUACCAAGAUCUGUAAACAGUGUUAAACAGUAGGAUACAUAUCUUAUUUUCUUAUGUUCUUUCUUUUUUUUUUUUUAAACCCUUUUUUUUAAGCUGGCAACUCACAUGAAAGGAGUUGGGGAUUUCUAGGUUUUGUUUUAUAUGGGUAAGAAAAUACAGUUCUGUUGAAAGAGUACAGCUGUGGAUUCCAUUUGCAGUUCUGAUUUGAACAUGAAAGGAAAAAUAAUAAAAUUGUAUGUUAAUAAAUUCAGAGAUGAGCUGGUCUACAUUAUCAGAAUCUUUUUUGUAACCAUAAAAAAAGCAACACAUAGCCCCAGUCAGGUUGCUGAAAACCUUAUCUCAGUGUAAAGCCUGGUGGAUUCAGCUGUUUUAGCUGCAAGUAGGAUAUACCACAUAUCUACACUUUUGGUGAUAUGAUGAUGUAUAGUUACUUAUCACUGCUAAAAAAAAAAAAAAAAAAAAAAAAAAAAAGAAAACAGAGCAUAGGAUUUUACCAAAAUUAAAUGAUGUCAAAGGCAGGAUAUGUUUUUAACUGUAUCUAAGGAGGAAUUUUUCUAAUUAUGCACUUACAUAUUCUUUAUAAAGAUAUUUGGGGGAAAAUAUGAUUGUCCUAUUUUAAUUAUGCUAAAAAUACCUUUGUGUAGGUUUUUAGAGACAAGCUACAUUACGAAGUUAUUCAAAACUGCCUCUGAGUUUUUCCUCUGCUUCUCAGGUAAAAUAUGUAGCGGGAUCUCUACUGGUGGAUUUCAGUGCUGAGUUUAGCAGCUAAGAACAAAUUUCCUACCUGGAGCACUCUCUAGCAGUGAUCAAUGAUUGCAGCAGUUUGAUUUUUUGGGAAGCUCCUCCCAUUCUACUUUGUAUACAGGCCCCUUGCACUGCAGUACCUCAGGUGAGCAGUCAGUUCAGUAGCUGACACUGUAUGUUCUGCCACUCACUGGGAAACCAGAGUUCCCUUUGCUCCCCAGACUCCAGCUGAAUGUACAGACUGUUUGGUGUUCAGGUCAACCUUCACCAUCCUUUCUACUGAAAGUUCAUUGCUUAUCUGAUGUGAUGGAGGACUUGAAGUGGGAGUUGCAGUGGAACUGCUUCACAUGCUUCUCAGCUAUGAUAUUUUUUAAAAAUCAGGAUGUUGUAGAUGGCACUUGUUCUCAAAUUAUUAGUGCUUUUCACUGAUUGAUGAAAUUAUUAUGAAUACUUUUAUUGCCUGGUGUUAUGGGGAACUUUUUUUUAAUGUUAUAUAGAGUGUCUGGAAGGUGAGGUGUCACAUGGUUUUCUGUGCACAAACUGGUAGCUCUAGAGGAAUAUUUGCUCCUGGGGCAGUACCUUUGCACUACUGCUUGAGCCAAGCGUCUUUGUACAGUAGGUUCUUUUUGCUUCUCUUGUGAGAUACCCUGAAGACUAUCUGACUAGUUUGGGAUAAAUUCUCACAGUUUCAAACUACAAAUCCAAUUAGUGUAAGAAAAUAUACAGUUCCUUUUCAGCCUAGUGUUGAUUUUUUUUUUAAUUUUUUUUUCCCCAAAACUUGUCUUCAAAGAACACGGGGGGUUUGCCCAUAACUCUAAACAUAGGAAUACAACUGAAGCCUAAUGAAAUGUGUGCUGUCAACUAAUUUUCUCCCUGAACUGUUCAGGGUUUUUAUUGACAAACUAAAGGGUUUCAUGGUACUUCAGGAAAAAAAAAAAAAAGCAUGCAACAGGAUUCUGUCUCCCUGUCUUAUCAGCAAGAGAUACAAAGAAUUAUAUCCUGUUUUGGGCAAGGUCAGCAUCAGCCUUGUACUGAAGCAUAACUUUUUUUUUUAAACGGAACUAUUAAAUUUAAGCACAAAUAAAUGUGCUUAAUGUACAAAGCCAGUUUAAAGGAUUAGAUUCAUAAUGUCUACGUAAAUCAAUAGUGUAUUAGAAUUCAAAUUUUGAAAGUAACAUUUUGCUGGGAUUUACAAGUAGUGGUAUAAUCUUUAUACAUGAAAACUCAAAAGCUCUGAACAGAAUCUUUAUACGGUAGCAGUAAUUAUUAGAGCACAAGUUUUUCAUAUCCAUGGGUUGUUUUUUUUUAUUUUAAAGCUCUGUGAAAGCUGGCUACAGAUUUUCAAGAACCAAAUCUUAUAAAAAAAAAAAAAGGCAAAUCCAAAAUAACAUCAUCUGAUGCUUCUAUUUUACUACUAUUUUUUUCAUAUUUGAAACAUUUAUAUAAUUUAAUGGACAUAUCUGUUAGGGCAAAAGUGUCUUUCAAAGGAAAACUAGUUUAGAAGAUAAUUUAUGUAAAUAUAGGGUGCUCGUAUUUAUGAAGUCUAAAAUAUUUUCUGAAAUUGAUGCUGGUCACUUUGUCUUUUGAUAGUUUUUCAGUCUAUAUUAAAUUGCAGAUAUUUUUAAUGUUUUUAUUAUUGAUCUAAUUUUCAGAGGUGUCACAUGUUUAUCUAGAAGUGUAGAAGAGUAGCACCUUUUUCAGAAAUGCACUUGCCUUAUUUUCUAAUUUUAAAAAAAAUGAAAUAUAUCAGUUAAAUUAUAUUUGUAUUCAAAGUAAUCCCAGAAAGAAAAUCGCUGGAGGGUUCAUACAUAAAUUUCUUGCUAAUUAUGUUUCACUAUAUGUCCUCUGAGACAUUACGUUAACAAUAUAUCAGCACAUCUGUUUGCAUUCACAUUUUACCAGUUACAAGUACUGAAGAGAGGUUUUUUUUAAUGAUGUUACACUGUUUACAUUUCUUAGUUUAUUUAAGAGGAAGAUAAUUUUACCUUUGCAAUGAAUUGAACUAAAUUUGCAAAUGUCAUGGGAAUGAAAUGUUUAAAUCAUAUACAAAUAUACAUCUCUGUUGCUUAACUACUGGCUGUACAGAUCAGAAAUGUAAAGACACUAUAGACUUUUUUUGCUCAAGUUUUAUGCAGUUUACUGAGAAAAAAAAAGUGCAACACGGUUUGUCAUGUAUGUUUGUUUGUGAUUCAACAAAUAGCCUUUCCCAGCACACAAGUGAUGUUUGGUUUGAGUGUUAAUGAUAUUAUGAGCUGAUGCUAAAGCCAAAACAAAAUUGGUGCCUCAGAGGGCACUGAGAAAGAGCUCCAGGAAGUAUUCCCAGAAAUACUGUUACAUCAUUUGUUCUGGUUUUAGCUGACCAUGGUCAAUAUGAAAAAUAUUAUCUAAAAUUAUCUGUUCUUCUUGAAAAUUCAGAUACAAAUGGAAACAUUCCCAUAGUUCCCUUGUGUGAUAUGCAAAUAGUCACGAAUAUCUGUAUAUUUUUGCAUUUUUGUGUGUGGUAUAUGUACUACCUCAGACAAAUGCUGUAAAAAACUUAAUAUUUUCAUGGUUUCUAUCCAAGCCACAAUUCAUUAGUAACCUACUUUAAAUUCAUCCCACAACACACAAACAGUUUGCAAAACUCUGAGAAUCUGGCUGAGUUUUAGGUUUGGCUGGAAAUCCUCCUAUAGCUCUUGUUCAAGAAACUUCACAACUUUCAGCUUUUCCAUCCCUCAGGCAAAUCCUGCUUUGAUGGGUGAAUUUAGUACUUCCUAUACUGAGAAUGACAUAGCUAGUAAAUAUUUAAAGCUGGUAAUAGUUAUGUGGGAGCAAACUUACCUAUGUAUGUAAAUUGCUUCUUUUCCAUUAAACAAAGGCUUGGCUGAGUUCUACUUUACUGUUUGCCUUCAAAUUGCUGUGAGGUCAGGCAUAACAAGUGCUAAGUGAUACAGCAACUUAAAGCCCACCUCUGAUGUGCCAUACCGUAUUUGCAAGUUACUCAUUUUUAAAUAAGUAUUGUUAGAAAACCUCAACAGCUCUUCUGCAGUGUCUCCACACAUGCCCACGCAUGCACACAAAAUGUAAAUAAUAAAAAAUAAUAAAAAAAAAUCAAAGCAGAUAAAGCCAAAUCCCUUAGCUUCAGGUGUCUCUGUUUCAGAUCACAUAUUGCUGCUUUUUGUGCUCAAGGAAGGGAGUUGUGUAAGCCUGUGAAUUCUGCAGUCCUGCAAGCUGUCGCUCGGCACCCACUGAUGUCAUUAGGAGAAUGGUAAAGGAGAAAGAUUUGUUCUUGUAGUGCUUCUUUUAGCACUGUUUGAGGUGAUACAUAUGCCACAGAAUGUGAACAAUAACCUAUUACAGCUCAGGCAGUCUGCUAUCAUGCACCAUUUGAUUUCCCUUUUGGAAGUCACAUGACUCCUGAUGCCAAAAACAAACAAACAAAAAAAAAGAUUAAAAAAAAGGUGACAAAACUCAUGCAUUUCUAUUUUUUAAACAGCUCUGUGUUUGUAUGUAAUGUUUAAAAUAGGAAUUUGAUGAAAUCACAGCCUGGCCAUUGUUAAUCCAUGUAUUCUGAAAACUGUAAUAAAGAUAUACAUAACAUGA